GAUUGCGCUUUGGGCACUAUAAACAGUAUUAAGAAGCAUAUUAGCCAAUCAGAAAACGUGAAUGUGCCUCUCUGCCUGUCAAUCAUUUUGUGGGUUUGCAGACAAGUAUUUGGAGGGCGGAGUUUUGGAGAGAGGGCGUGUGGUUGAAGAGAUGGGGGCGGGUCUAAUUUAGCGGCUGGGAUGAAAAUAAAUGUAUAUCUUGAUUUUCGCAACAGAGAUUAAUAACAACCAAUGAACCCAGUUAGAUCAAAUAAGUGCCCGUUAAAUUUUUCCAUCCAUUACAAGAAAAGUAAAUACAAACAAAUUAGCAUUUGCGAGUAUUUACUAUAGAAUAUACCGAUUUUGUAUUUGGUAUGAACGGACUAAAGCUAACUUCCUAACCAAACGUCGUUUAACUCCGCCCUCUUUGGCUCUCUCAUUCUUCUGAACUCCCUCCCAUCAGUUUUGUUUCCACGUUUAGACUGCUGUCACCCGGAAGUUUCCAAUGGAUAAUGUUGGCAAUUACAGCGCGCUGAUUUGUUCGUCCAUUGUGGCUCCGUCACUCCUUCACUGAACCGAAUGACCGAGGAUGAAUCUCCCCGUUAACAUUAUAGAGAAGUGCAUGACCAGAGGCUGCAUGUGUGUGAUGUGUCCGGGAUCUCAGUAAAGACAGGGACAUUUCGGCAGGAUGCUCCGGCUGUUUGCGGCUCUGGUGAUUGUUGGGCUUCUGCUCGCCUGCUUCACUUCCUGGGUGUUUGACAGCUAUGACACUGCUUGGCACCCUAAACGCAGUUUGGAUCAAUCCGGUGAUGAAAGCAAGAGGAUCGGCCCACCGUAUCCCGGCGGACAGCUGGAGAAUAUCUUUUGGUUUGUGCAGGUAUCUGACAUCCAUAUCAGUCGUUUCCGUGAUCCGAGGCGCAUUCCAGACUUCGAAAGGUUUUGUAGUGACACUAUUGAUGUGAUAAAACCAGAUCUUGUGCUGGCCACAGGGGACUUAACAGAUGCAAAGACUGAGAGCAAAAUAGGCUCUCUUCAACAUGAGGUGGAGUGGCAGUCCUACCAGAACGUCCUUAAAAGAUCACGAGUGCUGGAGCACACAAAAUGGAUCGACAUUCGGGGAAACCAUGAUGCCUUUAAUAUUUUAUCUCUGGAGAGCAUGAACAAUUACUACAGGAAGUACUCUGCCAAUCAGAAAGUUGGAUCCUUCCACUACAUCCACAGAACUUCUUUUGGAAACUACUCGUUCAUUUGUGCUGAUGCCACUCUAACCCCUGGGCCCAAACGGCCCUAUAACUUUUUUGGGAUCCUCAAUCAGACUCAGAUGGACUUGUUGGCGACCUUUAGAGAAGAGAGUCUGAGCAGUAACAAGUCCAUCUGGUUUGGGCAUUAUACCACAUCUACCAUCAUUUCACCUUUUCCAGGAGUCAGAGAACUCAUGAGUACAGCUGUGGCGUAUCUGUGUGGGCACUUGCACACACUAGGAGGCUUCAUGCCAGUACUGCAUAGUAGACAUCAAGGAGGCACGCUGGAGCUAGAGCUUGGAGACUGGAUGGACAACCGCAGGUACAGGAUACUGGCUUUUGAUCAUGACCUGCUUAGUUUCUCCGACCUGACCUUUGAGGACUGGCCAGCUGUGCUGAUCACCAAUCCCAAAGAUGCACAGUACCUGCACCCAGGAGUGGAGCCUCUGGUUCGCAUUCGCAGUUCCACACACAUCAGGGUCCUCGCUUUCUCAGAAUCUCCAAUCACAGCCGUGUAUGUGAAUGUGGAUGAAGUUCCGCUGGGAAAAGCUGUCAGUGCAGGCGGACCUCUUUAUGUACUGCACUGGGAUCCAUCACUUUACGCCACUGGACUGCACACCAUCAGUGUUAAAGUGGAGGACUCAGCAGGUCGCUCCAAAGUGCGAGAGCAGCAUUUCACCCUAGAAGAGGAUCUCACCCCCAGUUUUGGCUUCAUACAAUCCUUCAUCCUGCUAACAGAUCACUACAUACUGGCACGGAUUGCCUUUGUGGCAAUAGUGUCACUAAACCUAGGCGGGCUUGUAGUCUUCAGAUUUAUGCGUGUAUCCUCUGCAAGAGGUAUGUCAGUUGAAGCAUGGAUGUCCCUACAUCUUGUCAGUAAGAUCAACACCUUCUACUACUCUCUGCUGCUGUUCAACCUGUGCACAGCAUUGGGUCCAUGGUUCAUUGGGGAAGUAAUUGAUGGACACAAUGGGGCCUGCUUUGCUUUUGGCGUGUUUGUGGAUGGGCAUUUCCUUGAAGGCAGUCUAACCUAUGUCGUAGGAGUUAUACAGGUGCUCUUCUUCAAUAUGCCUCUCACUUAUUAUCUCUGCUGGAGUCUACAUCACAGGUGUCGCGGCGCCAACUUUCGUUCGCACUUCUGCUGCCCAGGGUGCCGCUGGCGGACUCUGGCUGUGCACCUGGGCAUGCUGGUCCUCUUGAUCUGGCAGGCCUAUUCUUGCUACUUCCUGUUGGAGACCUACGGGCCUCUGGCCUUCUUCCUGUCUCCGGUACGUACCUGGGCCCUGCUUAUGGGCUUGCUGCUGGUGUACAGGGUGUGGUGUGGACCGCCUCCUCGAUUCUCUGAUGGCAACAAGACCAACAGACCAUUGUGACAGUGACAGUUGAAGAGAGGCCUUCACUUGUUUUAUUCUCUUGAUGGAUGUUGUUUUGUGCCAAGAUCUUCCCUCCUGCCCCUCUUUUCACAAUCACUGAAAUCCUUUAUAUGAAUGGAUGACCGCAUCACACAUGGAUGACAGGGAUCUUUCAAACCUGGUUCUGAUACUCCAUUGACAGUAAGACACAUUUUUAGAUUUUAUAGCAAACUGCCACAGUUUUGAACCCAAACAGUUUUAUGUUGAAGUCUUGCCAGUCUUGAAAGAUGUAUGUGGUUAAGCACACCUACCUAUUACUUUGAUAAACUGCACAUUAUGUUCUUUUUUAUUUUGAAUUACAUGUCUGUUUUAUUUGUGAAAGGCAGUCAAGAAUGGAAUAAGACUGCCUGUUACUCUUAAUAAAUAAUGUUUCUGCAUAAAUCCCAAUCUAAUCAGAUUCAAAUAAUGGGUGGGUGAAUCUCAUGAAACCUGUCAGGUACAAGUUGCAUUUAACCUCAAAAAUUUUAGAAAGGAAUAAUAUUUUAAUUAAAGAAAAUGCAGCUAUUUUUUUAAGGCCAUUAAGAUUUGUUUUCCUCUUUACUGUAGUGCAAAAAAAUAGUGUGUGUGUGUGUGUGUGUGUGUAUACAUACACACACACACACUCACACACACACUCACCGG
This is a messenger RNA of Myxocyprinus asiaticus (Chinese sucker), 3253 nucleotides long. RefSeq names its product transmembrane protein 62-like. The transcript has 14 exons. The coding region runs from base 668 to 2593 and encodes 641 amino acids. The record is from RefSeq and is a predicted model, not a curated record. Gene Ontology annotation, molecular function: hydrolase activity. NCBI's taxonomy places the organism in Eukaryota, Metazoa, Chordata, Actinopteri, Cypriniformes, Catostomidae.